UGCAGCUGUGUUUGGGACGGCACCGUAGGAGUUAAGGUGACUGUAGUGUUUCUCCCCCCUAGAACGGUCUGUGGGGAGGUUCAGGAAAGUGAAUUGCACCAGUGAUUUCUUCACUUCCUGGUCUUGGUUUUCCUAAAUUAGAGUGGAAAAUUUGGCUUCUGCAGGACUUUUGGCUUCUGCAGGAAAGAGUAGAGACACCAGAAGAGAAAUUACACCGAGUGGUGUAGGAAAUCUCCCGAAUAUUGAGGAUGCGGCUUGGUCUCCGUGCAGCGACUGUGGAAGAGGCACAUCUUACGAAUAAUCGACAGGUGGCCAUGCUGGAGGGGCAGGGACCACCAGUGUCUUUCGAGGACGUGGCUGUAUUCUUCACGGAAGAGGAAUGGGCUCUGUUGGAUCCGGACCAGAAAGCUCUCUACCAGGAAGUUAUGGAGGAAAAUUAUGAGAUGGUGGCUUCUUUGGGACUCUCAGUUCUCGGAUCAGGCCUCGUUUCCCAGGAACAUCGAAAGGAAGGAUGGUUCCUCCACGGCUCCGAGGAAGCCGCAAGCCAGGCCGAUGUCAGAGUCACAGCAGCAGGUGUGAGGGAAACCGAGAGUGAGGGAGAAACAGGUGGGGGAUCUUCAGGAAGAGACGAGUGCCUGCAGGUUGAAGCGGAAACUGAGAAUCGAGACAGAGCGAAGAAGCGACAGAAAAGGAAACCCAGUCUUAAGAGACCUGAGAGGAUCCAGACAGGAGAGAAACUAUAUAAACACACCAAAUGUGGAAAGAACAUAAAUAAAAGGAAGGACCUUCCUUCACACCAGAGGUGCCAUACAGGGGAUAAACGGUACACGUGCCUAGAGUGUGGUGAGAGCUUCAGCCAGAACAGAGAUUUUUUUGCUCAUCAAAGAGUGCACACAGGGGAGAAGCCCUAUAAAUGUCUUGAGUGCGGAAAGAGCUUUCGCAGGAACGACCACCUGAUUUCGCACCAAAGAGUGCACAGAGGGGAGAAGCCGUAUCGAUGCUUUGAGUGUGGGAAGUGCUUCUGCCGGAGCACAAGCCUUACUGCGCAUCAAAGGAUGCACACAGGUGAUAAACCGUAUCAGUGCUCGGAGUGUGGGAAGCGCUUCAGUCAGAAUGCUCACCUUUUUUCCCACAAAGGGAUCCACAAAGGGGAGAAACCAUAUAAAUGUUUGGAGUGUGGCAAAAGCUUCAUUCGGAGAGCACACCUUUCCUCACACCAAAGCAUCCAUACAGGGGAGAGACCAUAUAAAUGCCUCAAAUGCGGAAAGAGCUUCCGUCGGAGUGACCACCUGACCUCCCAUCAGAAAGUCCACGGAGAGACAGGGGUGAAGCCAUAUAGAUGCUUGGAGUGUGGGAAGAGCUUCUCUAAUAAUGCACAUCUUAUUUUACAUCAGAAAAUCCACACAGGGGAGAAGCCACACAGAUGCUUGGAGUGUGGGAAGAGCUUCAAGCGGAGAAGUGAUCUUACUGUACAUCAGAGAAUUCACAGUGGGGAGAAGCCUUACAAAUGCUUGGAGUGUGAGAAGAGCUUCUCUCAGAGUUCCAAUCUGAGUAAUCAUAAGAAAAUUCACACAGGGGAGAAGCCAUACAAAUGCUUAGAGUGUUGGAAGAGCUUUGGUCGGAAAGACAGUCUUGUUUUACAUCAGAGGAUUCACACAGGGGAGAAGCCAUAUAGAUGCUUGGAGUGUGGGAAGAGCUUCUCUAUUAAUGCCAAUCUUACUUUACAUCGGAAAAUUCACACAGGAGAGAAGCAACACAAAUGCUUGGAGUGUGGGAGGAGCUUCAGGCUGAGAGAACACCUUACUGCACAUCAGAGAGUUCACAGUGGGGAGAAGCCCUAUAAAUGCUUGGAAUGUUGGAAGAGCUUCAGUCGGAAGGAUAGUCUUACUGUACAUCAGAAAAUUCACACAGGAGAGAAGCCAUACAAAUGCUCAGAGUGUUGGAAGAGCUUCACUCGGAAGCACAGCCUUGCUGUACAUCAGAGGAUUCACACAGGGGAAAAGCCAUAUAAAUGCUUGGAGUGUGGGAAGAGCUUCAAUCGGAAUCACAUCCUUGCUGCACAUCAGAAAAUUCACACUGGAGACAAGCCAUACAAAUGCUUUGAGUGUGGGAAGAACUUCAGUUGUGACCGCAUCCUUGCUUCACAUCAAAAAACUCACACAGGGGAGAAGCCAUAUAAAUGCUUAGAAUGUGGAAAGAGUUUCAUAUGCAGUGGUCACCUUACUAUACAUCACAGAGUUCACACACUGGAAAAACCAUAUGAGUGUUCUGUUUGUAGCAAGAGGUUUUCUAAUAAAUCCUCUCUUAUUCAACAUCAGAGGGUGCACACGGGGGAAAAGCCUUACAGAUGCCCAUACUGCAACAAGUGCUUUGCUGAUGGAUCAGGCCUUAUUUAUCAUAAGAGAGUGCACACAAAGGAGAAGCCUUAUAAAUGCUUGGAGUGUGGGAAGAGCUUCAGUGGAAGAAACAGCCUUGCUACACAUAAAAACAUUCACAAACAGGAGAAACCAUACAAAUGCUCAGAUUGUAGCAGAAGCUUUUCUUGUAAAUCAUACCUGAGAGCUCAUCACAGAGUUCACACAGGGGAAAAGCCAUUUACAUGCUCAGAUUGUAGCAGGAGCUUUUCUUCUAAAGCAAGCCUUAUUCAGCAUAAGAGAAUUCACACCGGGGAGAAGCCAUUUAAAUGCUCAGACUGUAGCAAGAGUUUUUCUGUUAAGGGAAGCCUUAUUCAGCAUAAGAGAAUUCACACAGGGGAGAAGCCAUAUAAAUGCUUGGAAUGUGGAAAGAGCUUUUCUUACCGUCAGCACCUAACUCUACACCAUAGGACUCACACAAAGGAGAAGCCAUAUAAAUGCUUGGAGUGUGGAAAAAGCUUCUCUGUGAAGUGCAGCCUGACCGUACAUCAGAGAAUUCAUACAGGGGAGACACCAUACAAAUGUUUGGAAUGUGGGAAGAGCUUCAGUCGGAAGGAUAGCCUUACUUUACAUCAGAAAAUUCACACAGGGUAAU
This is a messenger RNA of Gekko japonicus, 3009 nucleotides long. RefSeq names its product zinc finger protein 420-like. The coding region runs from base 249 to 3008 and encodes 919 amino acids. Gene Ontology annotation, biological process: regulation of DNA-templated transcription. NCBI's taxonomy places the organism in Eukaryota, Metazoa, Chordata, Lepidosauria, Squamata, Gekkonidae. The transcript is spliced from 7 exons. The record is from RefSeq and is a predicted model, not a curated record.